This is a messenger RNA of Sporothrix brasiliensis 5110, 429 nucleotides long. RefSeq lists its product as uncharacterized. The transcript is spliced from 3 exons. The record is from RefSeq and is a predicted model, not a curated record. NCBI's taxonomy places the organism in Eukaryota, Fungi, Ascomycota, Sordariomycetes, Ophiostomatales, Ophiostomataceae. Bases 1 to 429 code for a protein of 142 amino acids.
AUGCCUGGUGUUCCCGUCGACGCGCUGGACAACUUGAAGGCCAAGUUCAAGUCCAUUUUCAAGUCCAAGUCCAAGGCCGCCCCUGCCGCCGCCCCUGCCGCCAAACCCACUGAAGAGGCCGCCAAGCCUGCUGAGGAGGCCGCCAAGCCCGCCGAAACUGCUGCCGCACCGGCUGCCGCCGACGCUGCUCCCGCUGCUGCUGAGAGUGCUUCUGCCCCUGCUGCCGCCCCUGCUGCUGAGGCCGAGUCUGCUCCUGCCGAGGUUGCUGCCGCUCCAGCCGCCGAGGCCGCUGCCGCGGCUGAGCCCGUUGCUGCCGCUCCUGCUGCCGCUGAGGCUGCUCCCGCGGCCGAGGCUGCCCCCGCCGCUGCUGCUGAGGAGGCCAAGCCGGCCGAAGCUGCCGCUGCCGCUCCUGUUCCUGCUGCCGCAUAA